Cylicocyclus nassatus is the source of this 4291-nucleotide messenger RNA. NCBI's taxonomy places the organism in Eukaryota, Metazoa, Nematoda, Chromadorea, Rhabditida, Strongylidae. The record is from the annotation of a GenBank genome assembly.
AUGGCGAAGGACGCACUCGCGCUGCGAUCGAUGUAUGCGCGCGGUCGUGACGACGCCCUCGAUCGGCGAGAAAUGCUUGGGAAUGCGCGCGGCGGCCUACUCGGCGUUGAAGAGGAUCGUGGCGCGAUAUUAUCAACGCGUCAGUGGUGUUCGUUCCAGUUGAGAGAUUCUACACUAAGGAAGAAAGCCAGUUCUUCUGCUGCUUUAUGCUUUUCUGAUUUCUUCGGUAGUUUCUCCUUUAUUUCCUCACAAAAAUAUCGCGCAUUCGCGAUGAAGGAGAUGCUCGGUGGUUGUUGUGUCUGUGCCGACGAAAACGGCUGGACCGACAAUCCCCUUAUUUAUUGUGAUGGUCCCGGCUGCGAGGUGGCGGUGCAUCAAGGGUGCUACGGUAUUCAAGAGGUACCAGAGGGGGAAUGGCUUUGUGCCAAGUGCCACGUGGCUGCUAACAGCUAUACCAACGGUGAAUUGAAACGUAAUGGACCAUCUACGAACGGAGUAGCGCGCAUCGAAGCCCGAUGUGAACUUUGUCCCUUUGGUUAUGGAGCGCUGAAGCGAACUGAACAAAAGGGUUGGGCACAUGUGAUUUGUGCGCUCUACAUUCCUGAAGUACGUUUCGGCGAUGUACAUAGCAUGGAUCCGGUGAUUUUAUCCGAUGUGCCCAUGGAACGCUUCGAGAAACUCUGCUACAUCUGUGCAAACGCCGGUGACACACGAGCUGCACAGAUGGGUGCGUGCAUGUCGUGCAACAAACCAGGCUGCAAGAGAGGGUUUCAUGUCACCUGUGCGCAACAACGUGGUCUAUUGUGUGAAGAGGGUGGUGGCAGUAAAAACGUGAAGUAUUGUGGGUACUGUGAACAUCAUCUAAGAAAAGCGGCUGCUGAUCCUGCGAUAAAGGUGAUCCCACCCUGUCGGAUAAGGGCACACCCGUCAUCGUCGCAAAGCUCUGCCCCGUACGAGCCAACUCCUCCAAACAGCAACAAUAGCGGUCAUAUGCUUGUUGAUCCCAUUCCAAGACCGGAACAAGUUGGGUCGGUAAUCGGGCUCACGCAAUCCAACGAGGAUUCCCAUUUGAUCAACAAUUUUUCGCCUCCUUUGACCACGUCGAGCAGGUCUUCUGUGGCACUGGACGCCACACCGCCGCUCGCCAGUGGCGGCACCGCAGUCCUGGCCGUGAAGCAGGAACAUGCCCUAAAUGGACCCUCAACGAACAACUUCAACGCAUUGGUGAAUGCUGCCGUUGUUCAGGCCUCCGAGCUAACCAACCAUAACCGGAUAGGGGUGGCAUCGGGAUACGCGCCAGAUUCAAACGGGCAUCAGGAUGAGAAAGUUUUGGGCGAUCCGACUGCUCUUUCAUCUGGUGCUCUUACGCCAAAUAAUGCCAAAGUUGCUGCGGUGAAACGACCGCGAGACGCAAAGCCCGAGCUGUCCAGCAGCAGCAAUGCCGAUAAAGCGAAACGCCCUCGUACAAACCAUCGAACGAAAAGCGAAAAGGCGUUACGUGAUCUGGUGGGGCCAAUCGUCUCCGAGACUGUAUCGGACUUCCAUCGCGAGCGAGUCGCUGAUAGGACAGUGCCGAGCGCCACCGCCACCACCGUCGUUACCGUCGCCACCACCUCCGCCAACGCUGCUGUCGAUCGACGUAUGGUCAGCGCAAAUGCUGCCGCCAUUCCGUCUACGUCACACGAUGCGCCGCCUAUUCAACAAGCGCCGAUUGUGAACGCUCAACCCAACAAUCAGAAUGUGAUCGGAACUAGUCCAUUGGCGCCUCGACCUCAGGGCACCACUGGUGGCGGCAUUCCACCAAAUUCUACGCUUCCGUCGUCCAUGGAACAGCUGUUGGAGCGGCAAUGGGAGCAAGGGUCACAGUUCUUGAUUUCGCAGGCGCAGUUCGAUGUGGCUCAGCUGCUGACCUGCCUUCAUCAGUUGAAGUCCGAAAAUAUUCGACUCGAAGAGCAACUGGUGCAAUUGAAUCGGCGGCGAGAGCACCUGCUUUCGCUAACCUCGCGGUUAUCGGUUCCGCUAGGCGCGCCUCCAUCUCAGUUGCAACAUCAGCAGCAACUGCAGCAGCAGCAACAACAACAGCAACAACAGCAACAACAACAGCAGCAGCUUGUUCAGCAGCAGCAGCAGCAGCAGAUGCAGCAAAUCCCUUCGACGCUGAAUCACCCGCCUCAGCACGCCAUGGCAGCUGUAGCACCGCCGCAACCGCAAGUGCCACCACCCGCACCUAGCCUAGUCAGCCCCCACCACUCUCCCCUCGUACCUGCUAGUUCGUCUGUGCCCGGUGUCGGUCCCACACCUCCCUCUGGUCCUAAUGGCCCGGGAGUCGAGGAUUCGCUGACUCAGUUGAGAUCAUUGGCCAGCGGAACUCCUCGACCCAGCGUGCGACCGCCAAGUCAAGCCUCAUCGGUGCCGUCUACAUCUUCAUUUACAACAACGCAGCCUGGUGGCGCUGGAUUUGUACCACAUGUUCAGAGGACGAGUGCUAACGUGUCAUCUGCACCACCCGCUCCUGGAACGACGGUGGCGCUGACCACGCCGUCGACAUCCCAGCCUGCUGGCGCGCCUCCAACAACCUCAGCGGCAGUCGUUUCUGCCGAACUGGCAGCAAACAUCAGUCCAGAGCGGUUAGCAGCUUUGAAUCCGCUGAUAAAUGGCGGAUUUUUGAGCAGGAGCGCUAACCAAAUGUUGGGCACAGGAAAUGCGAUGGAUCCACUGAUAACGCAGUUCUUGUUGAGUCAAGCGCAGCAUAGUCAACAACAGUACCUCGCCGGAAAUUCGACAGCAAAUUUAUUGGCCCGUUUCAUGAUGCCGCCGAUAAGCGGCGCGAACACCUCGGUACAAGGCGCUGGUGGCAUGGGAAAGUAGCAAGACUCGGACCGUCCUUACUUCGCCGCCGGUCACGCGUACAUACUCUUGAAGAAAGUGUGAUCUGUCUGGUGUCGUACGAACCACGUCCGAUGUCUUGUUCAGCUUCUUGAUGGAUCGUUCUAUUCUACAACGCACAAACACGUUUGUUCAUCAUGCGCGGAUGCUUCAAUCGAAUCUCUGCGGAACAUCAUCAAAUAUGGUCAUCUCUUUUCCUCGUCUAUGCGUUCUGUUUGUCUGUGUGUCCGCCUUGUUAUGAAGCAUCUCGUACUUACCUCAUAUAUGAGUUACAUUAUCAGUUUACCGCGUUCAUUGAUUCAUACUAUUGUAUUCAAACUAUAUAUAUACCUUAUAAGCACAGUUCGUGAUGUCUCGAAAUUUUCAUUGAAUCCAAGUUUCCACAGAAUUUAAGAAUUUCCUUUUUUAUGAGUAGGAUGACGAGAAUUGAGAACAAAAUUUUCCAAGGGUGUGCACUAAGCCAGAGAAAACGAGAUAGGCCAGAUUAUUUUACAGAGCUGACAGGAUAAUUUCUGGAAGACUUUCCAAAGUAGAAUUUUGAUGUCUGUUGCACUUGUGGAAUAGGUAAUUUCUGUAUCAGGACGAUUCUAAGCUUUGCAAAUUUUUAGCGCCCUUGCAAUGAAGACCUACACAGUUAUUCUUGAACAUACCGAACUGUGCUUUUGGAGCUCAUGCCCACGAAUGUAGUCCUUAGGGGCCAAAUACGUAUGCAUGAGUACCCACCGCCCUCGAUACUCUUCACUCCUUCCUCUUUUUAUGGCAUUUCGCAUUUGAGCCUUCCCAAAAAUCGCAUGUUGUUGAUACCCAAAUUUCUCUCAUACCGAAUUGUAGUGUUUGUUUUCUUCGAUCACAUACACACAUAUAACCUCAUGGGAACUCUUUUUGUAGCAUUCACGGACUGGCUCCCCACACAGGCACCAUCGAUAUAUGUCUCCUCUAGAUUUCUUCCUAUCUGCUCCCAUUUCACAUGAAGUUUUUUCCAUCACCCUCAUAUUUGUUCUGUUCUGUUAGUUGAUCAUUGCGGGUGAACCACCACACACAAAUACACACACGUACACAUACAUUCAUACCUGCGAAUUUUUCUUGAACCCCUCCUAUGUUAUGAUGUCCCCCCCCCCCCACCAAUGAUGUCUUCUCUUUGCGCUCUAUCUCUGGUUCACUCACAAUGUGUUUAUUAUAUUUACUUCUUCCGAAAAUAUGUGCUACGCGCGCGCUCGCACGCCUCCUGUCUGUAUGUAUAUGUAGAGUUGAUGGAGGUGAAUUUUAAAUGAAAAGAGGAAUGAUUGUGUAUCGUGCGCCGUGUAUUUCGUAUACUAUAUGUCCUCAAAGUCUUCCUCAUUCGUAAGUACAGACAAAGUUACGAAUUUUUCUUUUUGAACAUUGUUUUGAAGAAAAUGAAUAUGAC